AUGUCCAGAAUCACAAAACAGAGCUCGAAAAUCAUCUGCAGAAAUUCACUGGAGUCCAUAUUCAAGGAGCUGGAGCACAAAUUUAUCACGUUAUUGAAAAACAAGUUGAACAGAUUCAAGAACUUACUUAGUGCUGAUUACCCAGCAUGCUCUGAGGAGGAGGAGGAGGAGGAGCAGGAUCUGGACUGUGUUAGAGAGGGUGUGCUGAAGAUCACACUACACCACCUGAAGAACAUGAAGCAGAAAGACCUCGCUCACAAACUGCAGAUCAAGCUGGCCUCUGUGUAUCAGCGGAAGCUCAAAUCCAAACUUCUAGAUAAAUGUAAAAGAAUUAAUGAAGGAGUCUCACAGCAUGGGACAUCAACACUUCUGAAUCAGAUCUACACAGAGCUCUACAUCACAGAGGGUGGGAGUGGAGACGUCAAUAAUGAACAUGAGGUGAGACAGCUUCAGACAGCGUCCAGGAGACCAGCAGUAGAGGAGACACCCAUCAAAUGUAAUGAGCUCUUUAAAGACAAGUCCAUCAGAAGUGUGCUGACUAAAGGAGUAGCUGGAAUUGGAAAAACCGUCUCUGUGCAGAAGUUCGUUCUGGACUGGGCUGAAGGGACAGUGAAUCAGGACGUCCUCUUCCUGUUUCCUCUUUCCUUCAGAGAACUGAACUUGGUGAAGCAGGAAAACUUUAGUCUGAUUACGCUUCUUCAUCAGUUUUUUCCUGAACUUAAGGACUUGGAAGUAAUAGACAGUGAUGUCUACAAAGUUCUGUUCAUCUUUGAUGGUCUGGAUGAGUGUCGACUUCCUCUAAAUUUCCAGAAGAAUGAGAUGUUGUGUGAUGUGACAGAAUCAGCAUCAAUGGAUGUGUUGUUGACAAACCUCAUCAAGGGAAACCUGCUUUCCUCUGCUCGCCUCUGGAUCACCACUCGACCAGCAGCUGCCAAUCAGAUCCCUCCUGAUUGUGUAAACCAGGUAACAGAGGUACGAGGGUUCAGUGACCCUCAGAAAGAAGAGUACUUCAUGAAGAAGAUCAGUGAUCAGAGCUUGGCCAAUAAAAUCAUCUCACACAUGAAGUCUUCCAGAAGCCUCUACAUCAUGUGCCACAUCCCAGUCUUCUGCUGGAUCUCAGCCACUGUUCUAGAGAGAAUGUUGGGUGAAGCAGAGAGUGGAGAGAUCCCCAAGACCCUGACUCAAAUGUUCACACACUUCCUGGUCUUUCAGAUUAAACACAAGGACCAAAAGUACCAGCAGAAAUGUGACCCUGAUCUUCCCCAGACCAGGGAGAGUAUCCUGGCUUUGGGAAAACUGGCUUUCCAACAGCUGGAAAAAGGAAACCUGAUGUUCUAUGAGGAAGACCUGAGAGAGUGUGGCAUUGAUGUUAAAGAAGUGGCAGUGUACUCAGGAGUGUGUACUCAGAUCUUCAGAACCGAGUCUGGACUCCACCUGGGGAAGAUGUUCAGCUUUGUGCAUCUGAGUGUUCAGGAGUUUUUGGCUGCUUUAUACACAUUUCUCUGCUUCCUCGACAAAAAGACAACAAUAAAACAAAGCACUGAUCUGUCUGGUCUUUUCAAUAAAUCAGAAAUGUCUGAGUUCCUCAAGAGUGCAGUGGACCAGGCCUUACAGAGUGAGAACGGACACUUGGACCUUUUCCUACGCUUCCUUCUGGGUCUCUCAGUGGAGUCUAAUCAGAAGCUCAUUCGAGGUCUGCUGUCACACACAGGAAGCAGCUCUGACUACCAAAAGGACGCGGUCGAGUACAUCAAGUUAAAGUUUGAACAAAAUCCAUCUCCAGAGAGAUUAAUUAAUCUGUUCUACUGUCUAAACGAGUUAAAUGAUGAUUCACUGGUGAAAGAGAUCCAAAGCUACAUGAGCUCAGGACGUCUCUCUGAAGCUGAACUCUCACCUACUCAGUGGUCUGCUCUGGUCUUUGUGUUACUGACAUCAGAGGAGGAUCUUGAAGUGUUUAUGCUUCAGAAGUUCAUAAGAUCAGAUGAAUGCUUUAAGAGACUGCUGCCAGUCGUACAGGAAGCCACAACAGCUCUACUCAGUGAGUGUAACCUGACAGAGAGAAGCUGCUCGGCUUUACACACAGUUCUCAGCUCAGAAUCCUCCAAGCUGACUGAGGUGGAUCUGAGCAGGAAUCCUCUGGAGGACUCAGGAGUGAAGCUGCUUUGUGCUGGACUGAAGAGUCCAAACUGUAAACUGAAGACACUGAGGCUGAGUAAGAGCGGUAUUACAGAGAGAGGCUGUACUGAUCUGAUAUCAGUUCUUACUUCAAACCCUUCACACCUGACAGAGCUGGACCUGAGUGAGAACACCCUGGGAAAUGCAGGAGUGAAACAGAUCUCUACUUUACUGAAGAGUUCAUCCUGUAAACUCCAGAAACUUGUACUUUCAGACUGCAGUAUAAGAGAGGAAGGAUACACUGCUCUGGCUGAAGUUCUGAAAUCAUCUCACCUGAUAGAGCUGGAUCUCAGAGGGAACGACCCUGGAGACUCAGGAGUGAAGCUGCUCACUGAUUUACUACAGGAUCCAGACUGUACACUGAACACACUGAGGUUGUUAAAAAGUGCUGAUGCAGAGGAAGCCUGCAAGUGUCUCACUAACAUUGUGGGUAAAAACCCGUUACUGCACAAUGAGCUGGAUCUGAGGUACAGAACACCUGAAGACAUUAAAGUGAAUCAGCUCUCGGCUUUGCUGCAGGAUCCACAUUACAGACUGCAGACACUCAUGUAAGACACAACUCUACAUGUGGGGAUCGAACCGAGUGUAAACAGUUAAACACUUUUCUCUUAACAUUCCAGGGCAUUUAGAUAAAUUUACUAUAGAUAGUGAUGUAAUGGCUGAUUUGUAGGUGUACAUCUGAUUUCAUAUUUUUGUCUUUAUACAUCAACACAAUGGAUUUUACAUGGAGCAGUUAAGAUGUAA
Molecule: messenger RNA, 2919 nt
Organism: Clarias gariepinus (North African catfish)
Lineage: Eukaryota; Metazoa; Chordata; Actinopteri; Siluriformes; Clariidae
Product: NACHT, LRR and PYD domains-containing protein 3-like
Exons: 8
Coding region: 1-2727 (908 amino acids)
Molecular function (GO): protein binding
Source: RefSeq, a predicted model, not a curated record